AUGGCUCGGUUUUGGAUUCAAUAUGGAGUUACUAAGGUUGCUGUCUUUAGUGCAUUCAUCCGAGCUAGUGCAGAAGAGCAAGGCAAGGCAGCAAAAGAAUUGUUGGAAGUGCUGAAAGUCUUAGAAGAGCGAUGCCUUGGAGAUAAGAAGUUUUUCGGUGGGGACAGCAUAAAUCUAGUAGACAUCUCGUAUGGAAUAUUAUCUUAUUGGUUUGCAGCCAUUGAAGAAGCAAUAGGUGUAAAAGUGUUGGAACCGACCACAUUGCCUCGAUUGCAUACUUGGACUAAGAAUUUCCUUGAAGUUCCUCUGAUUAAAGAAAACAUUCCUGACAAUGAUAAGAUGUUAGCCUACGUGAGAGGUGUCAGGGAGAAAUUACUCAACAAGUAG
Messenger RNA from Dovyalis caffra, 387 nucleotides. The record is from the annotation of a GenBank genome assembly. Lineage: Eukaryota; Viridiplantae; Streptophyta; Magnoliopsida; Malpighiales; Salicaceae.